GCAGAGCGGGCAGGUAAAUCACGAGGUGUAGUUCUAGUGUAAGGGCUCUGGAUCAAAGUUUCAUUUGAUCAGCAGGGAGAUCAUUUAUUAGUAUUAUUACUCAUUUGUGCUGUUGCAAGAAUCUACCUCUUUAGUGAUGGCGAGACGAAAUGGGAGAAUGAAGAACCAGCUGCCAGACCUUUACUAUGAGGGUUACAUGGAGAAGAGGUCCUUCAAAGAUAAGACAUCUCGGAAGCUGUGGACCUGCUUGUGUGGGAAAACACUUUUUUUCUUCAAUGACAAAAGAGACGAAGAUUACGUAGAGAAGCUGGAUCUGUGUGGACUGGUCUCGGUGACGGACGACAGCAGCCCAGAUCCCAACUUGGACGCGGCCAGAUUCAACGUUCAGAUGACGAAGGGAAACAUCAAAUUUACUGCCUCAAAUGCAGAAUCUCGGGAACUUUGGAAGGGAUAUAUCCACUCUGUGGCUAAGAUGGAGGUACCCCUCACCCUGAACCUGCUGCCGGGUCAGGUCCACAUCCUGAGAGAGACGGUCCAAAAGGAGAAGGAGAGGCUGACAAAUCCAGAACCGAACCAGAGUCCUCCUGCUGCUGUCAAACUAGAAAUGCCUGCUUGCUACUACGAGGUGCCUUAUCUGGAGGCCGAGCUGCUGCUGGAGAGAGAAGCCAGCAAAGGAAACCUGCUGCUAAGACCUGGGAAGCAGAAGGGCUCCUUCGCCAUAACCACCAGACAGGAUCUUGAGGGACCGAUGUUCCGUCACUAUCGCGUACUUCCAAAACCAGAGGGAGGCUUCUACAUUGCUGUGGACAAACCUGUCCACUUUGACUCGCUGCAUGACGUGGUCGCCUACAUGGUGGAAAAAACCGAUGGAUCUUUGAUUCCCCUCAACAUCGAGGCUCAUUACGACAAGAACAUCUCUUUUAUUGCAUCUGAUAAUGAAAACGGUGAGAGGACCCAGCGGGCUUUGCUGCCACCAGAGCAUCCCAUCCGAGUUACUGGAAAAGUGAGGAAUGAUGAACCAGAACCAGUCGAAAAUCCUCCUGCUACUGAUAAGAAGGAGGAGAAAGCGUCUGUGACGGAUGGCUGCUCCUCUGGUGAAACUCGACCGGUACCGGAACCGAGGAAACUACCUCCAUGUCCAGCUCCACGAACAUUUGCCCCAACUCAACCGGCUGCCAAACCCGCUUUCCCUACAAAUGCUCCUGAGAAGCCCACGACAGUCUCAAAUCCAGAAAUGGAGAAGCAGAUUCUUCCCGCAGCUUUGUCGGAGCUGAAACUGAGGCUGGGGCAGAAGUCCAAGUUGCGUGUUUAACUUCUUCUACAAUCAUCCUUGUGGACAGAAACACAUUGGAGCAACAAGCAGAGCUGAAUGGAGGCACAUGCAGAUCUGUUCCUGCACGAUAUCAAACAGGAGUCCCACUCCUCUUCCUCUUCCUCUUCCUUGGUUAGCUGUCUGCAGUAAAGCCUCUCUGCAGAUCAACACCGGAUUGAUUUGCCUCCUCUGGACAUUUAUUAGCAAAUCAAUCGACUGUGAAGAUGGCUGGACAAAUUAUCUACUCGUUUCUCUUGUUCAUUUUGCACUUUAGCUAUUGACUAAGCCGCCUCAGACUUUCCGUUAAGUGUUUCUUUCCCUCUUACUCUUGGAAUAAAAUGAUAAUCAAUUUAUUUUACAUACUUUUACCCAGUACAAGUAGGAAAACACUGUGUGGGUACAAUAUGCACACAGUAUUGUAUUAAUACUUAAUACAAAAUCUGUGUGCAAAACAGAAAAUGUGACAGAAAUAAGGGAUGGGAUUCACUUAUUUUAGUGUUUUUCUCUGUGAAUGUGAAGAGCAAAACUCUUUGUCUCAUCAGCUUUGAUAUGACAAACUUCUAGUAUGUGCCAUGCAACAUGUAUAAUUUAUAUAUAGUGGAUUAAUCACUUGUAUAGUUUGUAAUCCAUUUUCACAUUUACAUUAUUUUUUGUUACAGCUUCAACUUUUCUGUUGUCUGAAAAAAUAAAAAUGUCCAAAGACAAAGCGUUCUCACUCAUUUAUUACCUCAAUUACUGAUACACUAUAGUGGAAAAAUGAAACUAUUUACAAUAAAUUGUGACAUGUUGCCAGCAUGUGAAAUAAAGUGUAAUUGCCUCUCAGCUGGAUGAGUCGUGCUGUAAAGCAAAGCAGGCUACAUUUACUCAGGAAGAGAUGAACUAGAACACCAACCAUUCGAAACGCACAACAUGGAUGUCGCAGUAUAGAGUUGAAGACGUGUCCGUCCCGUGGUUCUGAAUCACGUUUUGAUUGGUUACCUCUGCGUGAAAAGCCUUCAAAUGAAGUCACUCUCUUAUUUUAGGAGCUUAUUUUUACAUUGAAAAGUCAAAACUUUCCUUUUUAGUACAUUCAAAACGAAAGUUGAAUUAAUCUAAUCCUAAUUUUUCAGGAUUUCAGGAAUCGAAGCAUUUCACAAUUUUUAGAUAUUUUAAUUGACAGGAUUAUUCCAUUUCUCUUUGCCACUCUUCAACACGUCACUUAGGUAAACCGGAUGUAAGCAGCUAAUCCAGGUAAUCCGUGCCUGUAUCUACGGUCGCAGCGAUUGAUCAUUUUAAAGCAACUGGUACUGUAACUUGUAGUCACCAAGUUUCCACUGUAAGAAGCUAUCUACAUACCUACCAGGUGAGUCUUGCCCGAAAACCAUCACAAACAUGUGAGGUUAACGUUUUCUGGGUGCUUUUGGUCAAAUGAGAAUAAGAUUGAGGCUUUCCAGAAACCAAAACUGGAACAGCAUCUUAUGGCUUUGUUUAGGCCUCUUUCUCUUGUAUUGAUUGCAUCAUGAAGUCUUUGAAACAUCAAGAUAUUUUCAAGAAAAAUCUGUCGGCCGCAGCCAGAGAAGUUGACUCUCAUUGGGACUUUGGUUGAUCUUUCAAACUCUGUGCCCCUCUGUAGGGGAUAUGUUUGCAUCAAAAGCCUGAAUUAAACCGAGUUGAAGCCAAAGCACAACCCAGAAGUUGUAGGAACCCAAAUAAUUGAGUUUCAGACCCCUGACCUACAAAACAAUCUCCCUCUAUGUGCUCCAACAUUGGGAAAUGUUGAAGAAGUUUUGUCCUAUUGAGAAUGAAGGUUUAUAUUGUAGCAACAGCUUUUCAGUGUCAGUUUAUUACAAUCCAUUGAGAGGAGAAUUAUUUUAAAGGCUUUUCACACAGAUUUCCCAUGAGUGCCAAUAAGAGAGGAGUUACAGACUAUUGAAUACUGCUGAGCCACACAUAGGACGGUCUCUCUACUGCAAACAAAGCAGAGACAUCAGAUGGACGGACGUGUCAUGGCUUUAAUGCUAGCGUCGGAAAGUUUUAACAGGAAGCUCAAGACCUACAUUGAAUAACAUAUGACUAUCAUUUGUAACUGUAAAUACCGUUGAGUAGGCAAGAAGUCAAAUAUCUCAUCACAAUACAGUUAAAUAAUCCAGUUCAGUGCUGAGCUGCUUAAGUGCUGGACAUUGUUUAUGUUGGACUGGUUUACUGAUGAGUCAACAAAGCUAUAACUUCCUCAUACUGAAGCUGGCGCAGAGCAGGACUUUAAAACAGAACAAGCAGGAACAUAGAGGGGGGCUGCACGUGUUUGGUUUGGCCUGAGAAGGAAGGCACGGGGACGGAGCAUGACUCAUGAAGCUGCAGCCGACGGCACAGCUGACCGUUCAGGUGAAGCUGAGGAAGCAGCGGCCAGCGCUAAAAAUCGCCGCCCUAGCAGCUGGAUGAAUGUGCAGCGAGACAUUAACUACUCAUACUUGGGCCUAAUGAGUCUCAAAGGAGAGCGACCAGCCGGCAGAUUCUGUCACUCAGAUCGCCCGUUUGCUCCCCUCAAAAAAAAAAAAAAAAAAAUCUAAUUUCCGCCUCCAUGCGAGGCAGAAACGGCCGAGAUUAAGUGGUGUAACUGUUCUGCUGAGUGCAUCUCC
Molecule: messenger RNA, 3927 nt
Organism: Xiphophorus maculatus (southern platyfish)
Lineage: Eukaryota; Metazoa; Chordata; Actinopteri; Cyprinodontiformes; Poeciliidae
Product: signal-transducing adaptor protein 1-like
Exons: 13
Coding region: 137-1312 (391 amino acids)
Molecular function (GO): signaling adaptor activity
Source: RefSeq, a predicted model, not a curated record